Podarcis muralis (Common wall lizard) is the source of this 4349-nucleotide messenger RNA. RefSeq names its product ras homolog family member U (gene RHOU). Gene Ontology annotation, biological process: small GTPase-mediated signal transduction. Lineage: Eukaryota; Metazoa; Chordata; Lepidosauria; Squamata; Lacertidae. Gene Ontology annotation, molecular function: GTPase activity; GTP binding. The record is from RefSeq and is a predicted model, not a curated record.
UCUCCUGCUCCUGGCUCCUCCCCUCCGGCUGCCCUCCGCCCUGCUCGGCUCGCUCACUCGCUCGCUCCCCGGGUCUCCUGGUGUAUUAUGUCAUCUGCAAGCGGAGCGCCCGGCCAGGCUCCCCGAGACGGCGCGCAGUGAGCGGCGGAGGAGCCGGGAGGCGCGUCUCUCGGGCGGCAGCGCUGUGCAAGGACCCGGAGCUGCGCCGGCUGGGCGCUCCUGCCUAGGACGGCUCCCCUUGGCCGGCUGCGCCGCCGCGCCUUGCUUGCUUCCCCUCGUCCCCCGGUGGCUCCGCUGUCCUCGGAGGGGGUCUCCCGCCCGGGAGCCAGGCGGAUGCCGCCGCAGCAAGAGGGAGAGACGGGCUACAUCAGCAAGCCGCUGCCGGGCGGCUGCGAAGUGCCCCCGGUGCCGCCGCGGAGGGUCCGCAGCAGCCGGGCAGCGGCGCUGGGGGCCGCGCUGGGGAGCCGCUGCCGGGCCGGGGCGGGCGGCGGGACUGGCGGCGGCGGCGGCGGAGCCGAGCCUCGCCGCAGCAUCAAGUGCGUGCUGGUGGGAGACGGCGCGGUGGGCAAGACCAGCCUGGUGGUGAGCUACACCACCAACGGCUACCCCACGGAGUACAUCCCCACCGCCUUCGACAAUUUCUCAGCUGUUGUAUCCGUUGAUGGCCGGCCAGUGAGGCUCCAGCUCUGUGACACAGCUGGCCAGGAUGAAUUUGACAAGCUCCGGCCACUGUGCUACACCAACACAGACAUCUUCCUGCUAUGCUUCAGCGUGGUGAGCCCUUCCUCUUUCCAGAACGUGAACGAGAAGUGGGUUCCUGAAAUCCGAUGCCACUGCCCCAAAGCACCCAUUAUCCUCGUUGGGACACAAUCGGACCUCCGGGAGGACGUCAAGGUCCUCAUUGAGCUGGACAAAUGCAAAGAAAAGCCCGUGGCGGAGGAGGCCGCGAGGCUCUGUGCCGAGGAAAUAAAAGCCGCCUCUUACAUCGAGUGCUCCGCUUUGACUCAGAAAAACCUCAAAGAAGUCUUUGAUGCAGCCAUUGUUGCUGGCAUUCAGUACUCGGAUACUCAGCAGCAGCCAAAGAAAUCGAAAAGCCGGACUCCAGACAAAAUGAAAAACCUCUCCAAAUCCUGGUGGAAAAAGUAUUGCUGUUUUGUAUAGUAUAUUUUGCAAAGGCUUUGAAAACAGCAGUUGGAUACUGGGAGCGGGUCAAAGCUAUAUUAGCUCAAAAUCUCUCUAUUCCAGAGCACACGGACUGCAUUCCACAGCUCUACAUGCUGCUAAAAGUCAUCCGUUGUCAUUGGAGGUGGUGGUUGUGGGAGGAGGACCUGCGGGAGCUGGUUGAUGUGCAUUAGGUGGAAGGUUCCCACCCGGAGUCAGUGGAGUUUCCUGUUGCCAAGGGACAAUUACCCCACACUUCUGUGAAACCAGAAGCUGGGCCAAGGAACUGACUCCAUGCAGAAGUGGGAGGAGCCGCAACAGAGGCCUCUGGUGCCAAGGCGACACAGAAACCAGGAAAAGACUAUAGGAGGACAGAGUUUGACAGGUGGAUGUUAGAAAGUGUGUGCUACUUAAUGACACUUGGCUUCCCACGCGCCCGUUUUCAGUCUUGCCAUCUUCAGAAACUAUAACAUGCAUUCCAGAAACAUCCAUAGUUUGAUAAAUUUAGCAGAAUCUGCACGUAAAUCCUAUAUAUUUUUCUUAAGACGAUAUGCCUACUUCAUGCACAGUGUAGGGAUGUCUUAACACAAUGAGCUGCUUACAUAACUGCAUCUUAUUUGUAGACCCCUGACUUACAGAUCUUUUACAUGGUGUAAAUGUGCAUGCUUGCCAAAUUAUAAAAAAUAAUAAUAAUGAUGAUAUUUUGAAUAGCCUUGGGUUGCUUUUCUAUUUCUAGAGACCCCAUGACAGGUUUUUUAUCAAUUUAUAAAGGAUGUAAUCCUCCCCUUAAACGAUGCACCAAAUACCUGUGAAAUGUAUGUAUCUGAUGGUCUAAGUCAAUGUGAUGAUGUUUUCUACAAGAUAAUCUCAACUAAUUACAUUAUAGUCUUUUUCACAUAGUCAGGUACCGCACAUUUAUGUACCUUAGAUAGGGCCAUCUUUCUGCAUGAUGGAAUUCAGUGCCUAUCAAUAUAAGGUGAGGUGGGAUUAGAACAAGCUAUCAGUCAUAAGCAGUAGGAAAUCCAUCCAUUGAUGCCAAUGGAAAAGUCUUCCAGGUAAAUGCAUGGCCAUAGAAAUUGGUCCUGAUUCAAAAUAUACCAAAUCUGUCCCUGUCAAUUUUCAUGUAGUGAUUUAAAUGUUUUUUUAAAAUGAUCAUAAAUGCGGGCUAGCAGUGGUGGUAACUACCUAGGCUGCAUGCUUUGUCCAUGGUUUCUUAUGGUCUUCCAUAUUGCUUUGAACAAAAUGAACAUUAGCCAACAUGCAACACAUUUUUGGUGGUGACCCAAAUCCCUUUCAAGACAAUUCAAAGGUAUAUUUUAAAUUUUAACAAAAUGGCCUGCCCUUGCAAUAGAUUACAAUGUGAUGGAUCUAAAAUGUGGAAUAUUAUUUGCUCCAAUAUCUACCUAUAGAAAUUCCUCUUCUAAUUAAGUAAUGCAAUGUUCUGAAUUCUGGAGAUUGAGCUAUUUAGGAACCUGAUAUUUGCAAAAUGAGCGCAAAAGCCUUAAGUUAUUGUCUCCUUUUCUGUAUUGUCAAGAUUCCUCCUCCCACCAGCCACCGCCUUUAAAGUAGGCUUCUUCUUCAUUCCAUUAUCAUCUUAGGUUUAAACUGGCCUAAUUCAGGCAUAAUGAGGAACAAUGGUUUUCUGCUACAUUAAUGAGCUUUGGAUUUACAUGUUUCCCUGUCCUCCCUUUUCAUGUGCCAACAUCUGCUUUAGUUUUUAAACUAACCACAGUUCUCUGUGAGUCCAGGCUUUGGGAACUGUGGUUAAUUCAAAAGCUAAAGCAGAUGUUGGCACAUGAAAGGGGAGAGGGAACAUGUGAAUCCAAGGCUUCCAUGCUUAGAAUAAGCUAGGAUCAAACAGGUGGAAGCUAGGGGGCAGGUGGAAGCACAUGAGUUCAAGGUGGGGGCCCUGUUCCUAUACCAAUAAACCAUGGUUUCCCAUUAUGUCUGAAUGCAGUCUACACAUGCAAGCCCUGCAAACAGAAUCCACAUCAGAUCUCACAGGGCUCCUGCAGAACCUCUAUAUUCACUGCAUCUUGUACAUGAGAAAUACCAGUGCAGAAAUCCCAGGCACCUCCUUGCCCAAUUGUUUAGUACACAGGGCAUUAAAGUAUUUUUCUUCCAGCCUUAGGUGAAGUUGCUGCCUACAUUUUUUUCAGUGGCUCUCAUUUUUCCUAACCUGGUUGGGAUACGUUUCCUGUUUCAAUGUUGGCAGUAGCUUUAGACUGACUCAGCCCUCUCCUGCCCAGAUGGGAGAACCAUCUUUUCAGUGGGUGGUGAUGGUGGGGCAGACAGCAGAGAUUCAGAGUUAUCCAAACCCUGCUGGACUGUUGCAGGAGGGCAGAAGUAACGGUUUCUGCCUUUCCAGAUAUAUUUUUUUUAAUGGGAACUAUUCCUCUCCUGUCAUUUCUGAUGGGAGAGAAUGCACAGACACGAGUUCCAGGGCUUACAUACGUUUCCUUUAGUUUCAGGGGACUGAGAAGGGUACUUGUAAGAUCCAUCAAAGCUAUGCUUUUCCCUGACCCAUCCCCAGCAUGCUUCCUUUAGGCCUCUGAUGAUAUUGGACCUCAAAUGUUGGUGAGGCAAGGGCCACAGAGAUUUCUGCAGUGGGGAGGUCCUAUCUCAACACACACCCACACCCCUGCCCCUGCUCUGACUUUUAUAUUCAGAGCAAGGUCUGAUUCAUCCCAUAGCCCCAGGAAAACACUCCCAGGGACCAUAGACUUGCAUGGCCCAUCAGAAUGUAGAACACUAUUUUUUUAAUUUUCAAUGCAUACAGUAAGUCUGUCAUUUUGUUACUGCACUUAUUACUGUAAGUAACAAAAGCAUAACUAGCAGUGCAUACAGUUUCAGAGGGAAAUCAAGAGGGGGGGGGAGUCGUUUCACUUGCAGUGUGGUUUAAAUAUUGAAUCCUUUCAAUUAGGCUUUUUGGUGUCCCGUCUUCAUAAAAAAGCAGGUCACAGAAACCAGGAAGAGACCAAAAUGGAAUAAGGGAAACUCAAGGGUAAGCAGGGGGGGGGGUGUCCCCUCACAAUUGGACGGACUGCUUAUUUUGUUCAUUCUUGUUCUUAAAAUGUGUUGAAAAACAAACUCACCCAAGUCUGCAUUACAUGUGUCUUCUCGUGCUUAUCUGUGAUGACCUCCAUUGACGCCAUGUUUAAAUAACAUUAAAUGAUGCUUCAACCUUU